Molecule: messenger RNA, 730 nt
Organism: Brassicogethes aeneus
Lineage: Eukaryota; Metazoa; Arthropoda; Insecta; Coleoptera; Nitidulidae
Source: the annotation of a GenBank genome assembly
CAAAUCAGUCAUACUAACAUUGCAUUUGUUAGCGCUUAAACAAACAUUACAAAAAAUCAAAAUGAAAACCUCAAACAUAUUCGUAAUCUGCGUGAUUUUUUCUACUUUAAUUUUGAACGCAUACAGCGCGCCGUUGUCAGAUUUGGAGGACGAAGAAUACCGUUUAGAUCACGUUGGCCGCGUCAAGAGAGUCACAUGCGAUGUUUUAAGUGGCAGCAUUUCCAUUCUUGGUAGCGGGGGACAACUCAACCAUACCGCAUGUGCUCUUCACUGCCUCACCAAGGGCAAAAAAGGUGGACAUUGCAAUUCUAAUGCCGUCUGUCGCUUAAACAAACAUUACAAAAAAAUCAAAAUGAAAACCUCAAACAAUUUCGUAAUCUGCGUGAUUUUUUCUACUUUAAUUUUGAACGCAUACAGCGCGCCGUUGUCAGAUUUGGAGGACGAAGAAUACCGUUUAGAUCACGUUGGCCGCGUCAAGAGAGUCACAUGCGAUGUUUUAAGUGGCAGCAUUUCCAUUCUUGGUAGCGGUGGACAACUCAACCAUACCGCAUGUGCUCUUCACUGCCUCACCAAGGGCAAAAAAGGUGGACAUUGCGAUUCAAAUGCCGUCUGUGUAUGCAGAAAUUGAUGUCAAUGUUUACUGUGAUAUCUUUUAAUAAAAUGUAUUUAUUAUAAUUAUGUAAGACUUUGCAACUUUAAAAAAGGUGUUAUAAGUAAAAAAAAAAAACGU